AUGUCUGUCUUCGUCUGUGGCGCAACUGGCACCCAAGGCAGUGCCAUAGCAAAAUACCUCCAUGAAAAUGGUAUCAAAGUACACACCGUCACCCGUACCCCGCUCUCCACAAAGGCCCAACACCUUCGCAUCCUGGGUGCUGAUGUGACCGCGGGUGACUACGACAACGAAGCCUCCCUCCGAGCCAGUCUCACCAAUUGCACUGGUCUCUUCCUAAAUAUGGUCCCCGACUUCCAAAACCCCGACAACGAAGUCAUCCGUGGCCGGCGACUCCUCACUCUUGCCAGAGAAGCUGGCAUCAAGCAUGUUGUCUACAGCAGCGCCUUCGCCGUCAACGAACCCCACAAGAUCCGCACCUUCACGCCCACUGGUUUCAUUGGGAAGAUGCUGCUGCCUAAACAAGCACUGGAGAAUGAGGUCCGGACAAUGGGCUUCGAGAGAUGGACUAUUCUGCGUCCUGGGAGCUUCAUGUCGAACUUCGUGGCGCCAAUGGUAUAUAUGUAUUCUGGAUUGGUGGAUAAGGGAUGCUGGGUUACAGCGUGGACCACCGAGACAAAGAUUCCGCUGGUGGAUCCGAUGGAUAUUGGGAAAUUAGGGGCAAUGGCGCUCACUGAUGAGAAGUUCCAUGGCAAGGAGAUUGAAAUUGCGGGGGAGUUGUUGACUGUUGAGGAGAUUGUUAGCCAGCUGCGGAAGGCCACGGGCCGUGAUCUUAAAGCUGCUCAUUUGACGGAGGAGGAGAUCGAAGUGCAGGCUGCCGUCAAUCCGCUCAUUGAGGCGCAGUUGGCAAUGCGAGACAUGGCACAGUUUGCGAAUUUGGAGAAAACGAAUGAGUGGAAUCUGGAUCUGGGAACAUUUGAGCGGUUCUUGAAGAGGGAGAAGGAGAAGGUGGUGAGGACGUUUUCUGUUUAG
This is a messenger RNA of Aspergillus niger, 909 nucleotides long. RefSeq lists its product as uncharacterized. Lineage: Eukaryota; Fungi; Ascomycota; Eurotiomycetes; Eurotiales; Aspergillaceae. The transcript has a single exon. The coding region runs from base 1 to 909 and encodes 302 amino acids. The record is from RefSeq and is a predicted model, not a curated record.